AUGGCUACAAAGAUAGGAUCUAUGAAGUUAAAAAGUGAUGUAGGAAUAUGUGGAAUCCUGGAAGACAUUUUAUAUUGUCCUGAAGUUCCCUACAACCUUCUAUCGGUGUCCAAAAUGCAAUGUGCAGGAUACACCAUAGUAUUUAAUCAAGAAGGUGUCAUAGUAUAUGAUAAGAAAGGUGAUGUCAUCAUAAGUGUACCUAGAACCCCGCAAUUAAAUGGUGUUGCUGAAAGAAUGGUUAGAACUAUUACUGAAAAGGCUCGUUCAUUAAUCAGUUGUGCUAAAUUAAAUAAGGUAUUUUGGGGGGAAGCAGUACUCACAGCUGUGUAUUUAAUUAACAUUACCCCAACUAAAGCCUUAAAAUGCAAUAAAACACCAUAUGAGCUUUGGCAUGAAAAAAAGCCACAAAUUAAAUACUUAAAAGUAUUUGGUUCCACUGUCUUUGUUCAUAAUAAAGAAGUAAAAUGUAAAUUUGAUGAUAAAUCAUGGAAGGGUAUACUCGUAGGCUAUGAACCAAACGGUUACAAAGUUUGGAAGCCUGAAAAUGAAAAGUUAGUUAUUGUGAGAGACGUAAUAGUUGAUGAGAUUGACUAUCUUAAGUCCAGGCCUGCUAGUGAGAGUAGGUUGCCUGAAGAGAAUAUUCAAAAUUCUCAAUUUAAAGAAACUGACCCUGAAGACCAAUCAGUUUCAACAAAAUCUCAUGUCUCUAAUAAAUUAAAAUCAGGUAUAAAUAAAUCUGAUGAAUACGAGAUCCCUUGUAAAAUUAUUAAAAGUAACCAUGACAAUACUUCUUCCGUUGAUAAAAAACUCUCAAGUUUAAGCAAACCUACAGAUAGUCACACUGAGUUGAGAAGGAGUGCUAGGAUUAAAGAACUUGACCCUGUAUCUUAUAAAAAUUUAAAUGAUGGUAUAAACGAUUGUUUAAUGUGUGCUCAAUCUAUUUUAUAUGAAAUACCUAAAUGUUAUGACGAGAUUAAAUAUAGAAGUGACAGAACUCUUUGGGAUCAAGCCAUUGCUAGUGAACUACAGUCCUUAUCUGAAAAUAAUACUUGGGUAAUCGUUCCAAAGCCAAAUAAUAAAAAUAUUGUUGAUUGCAAGUGGAUAUUUACAAUUAAAAAUGAUGAAUUUGGAAAUCCAGUAAAAUAUAAAGCCCGCCUUGUAGCCAGAGAACUUUCUUCUAGCAAUAUCGCCUACCUCCACAAUAAGCUAAAGAUGCAAUAUAUUCAAACCUGUGAAAGCUUGGAAUUUUUAAUAUCACCCGUUUCAAUACAACUAGAUGUCAACUGUGUGGAUUGGCCAAAGAAUUAUGUUGGGAAAGUUUGA
Molecule: messenger RNA, 1323 nt
Organism: Leptosia nina
Lineage: Eukaryota; Metazoa; Arthropoda; Insecta; Lepidoptera; Pieridae
Source: the annotation of a GenBank genome assembly